GCGUACUGCCGCCCAGCAGAUCACACAGAGCAGCGCUACCUCUCACAAUAGGAAAGGUUUUUGAGUGGGAAUUCAUCAUCCAACUUUUAAUAUCUUUAUUAUGGCUAUCAUCAGUAUCACUUCUCGGUUUUUCUCGGGACCAUGCAUAGCUGGACGUAGCAACACGCCCCAUCGUAACCUGUGUUAAUCAUCUUUAUCAUCAUGGCAAGUCUACUUAUGUAAGUAGCACUUGAACAGUGAUAACAGUCAUCUCCAUCGUCCCGAGAUUCACAUCAGCCAGUACCUCAUCAAAGUUCAACCUAAAUACGUAAUCCCGGUGAAAGAUUCUACAAUCAUGGGGGAGCAUUUUUUCGUUCUGUCCCAGAACCGACAGUUCUUGCCCUUCUACUACGGCGAUGAGAAACGAUGGACCGAGCCAUUCUUCUUCAUCCAGGCAGCGGAUACGCAGUUUGGGAUGCAGGAGAAAUACAUGGAACAAAAGGAGGUAUAUGGGUGGGACCAGGAGAUCGCGUGGUCUAAGCAGAUGGUCAAAGACAUCAACGCCAUGUACCCUGCCCCAAAGUUCUUGGUUGUGUGCGGAGACCUACUGGACGCCUGGCCACACACUGAACCUGAGAUCCGUCUCCAGCAGGAGGUAGAUUUCAAAAAGGUGUUCGCUGGACUAAAGAUACCGCUGGUGUGUGUGUGCGGUAACCACGAUAUAGGUAACACUCCCACUCCAGAUACCGUCGGCAGUUACAGAUCCUCCUUCGGCGAUGAUUUCUUCAGCUUCUGGUGCGGCGGCGUGUUCUUUAUUGUGGUCAACACGCAGUACUACGAAGACUCCUCGCAGUGUGAAGACCUGGCGGCGGAACAAGAGGCGUGGUUGGACCAGCAGCUGGAAGUAGUGAGGAGGGAGAAGCCUCAACAUGCCAUUGUUUUCCAGCACAUCCCAUUCUUCCUGACCAGCCCGGAGGAGGAGAAGGAGUACUUCAACAUGGCCCCCGCCCUUCGGCAGACCAUGCUUGACAGGUUCUACGACGCCGGCGUUCGCUACAUCUUCUGCGGCCACUACCACCGUAACGCCGGAGGCUUCUACAAGGAUAUGGAGGAAGUUGUUACGUCGGCGGUGGGAGCACAGCUGGGGGAGUGUCAGCAGGGUUUUCGGCUGGUGAAAGUGCUUGAAGAUCACCUGGAGCACCAGUACUAUAACCUGGGCACUGCUCCCACACACAUCCAUCUCCCCAAUACCAAACCUUCCUUGCCUGUCCUGCCCACAAUACCCGCCUGGACUCGCUUGGCUGUCAUUCCCGCUGCCACUAAGACAUCAGCUCUGGCCCUCUAGGCUCCACAGUUCUCUAGCCUGGCAUUUUUAUGUUGUUGCCACCACCACUCCUUGUACUCAAUAAUCAAAACGGUUUACAGCUAAACAAAUAUAUUUUCACUACCGAAUCACUUAAGCUAUAAUUAUACGUAAUCGUACUUCAUUCUCACCAUUCCUCACUUCAUUCAUUCAUUAGAUUCGCCGGUACUUUCAGCCCGGGUCUUCUCCAGAUGGCGACCCGGCGACCAUUCCUCACUAAGCCUUAUAUAUAUAUGCCUUACACAGCCUCAAAUACAAAGGAAUUCACGUUAUUUAACAAAGUUCUAUAGUAGUGAAAAAAUUUAUUUUCAUUACAUACUUUUGUGUUAAUAAAAACUUAAAAUUU
Molecule: messenger RNA, 1688 nt
Organism: Cherax quadricarinatus
Lineage: Eukaryota; Metazoa; Arthropoda; Malacostraca; Decapoda; Parastacidae
Product: serine/threonine-protein phosphatase CPPED1
Molecular function (GO): hydrolase activity
Source: RefSeq, a predicted model, not a curated record